Camarhynchus parvulus is the source of this 2764-nucleotide messenger RNA. It is a transcript of the gene OSGEPL1, whose product is annotated as O-sialoglycoprotein endopeptidase like 1. Gene Ontology annotation, cellular component: mitochondrion. The record is from RefSeq and is a predicted model, not a curated record. The transcript has 8 exons. Bases 324 to 1571 code for a protein of 415 amino acids. Gene Ontology annotation, biological process: tRNA threonylcarbamoyladenosine modification. Lineage: Eukaryota; Metazoa; Chordata; Aves; Passeriformes; Thraupidae.
GGAUCGCGGCACGGAGAGGACGCGAGUGCGCUGCGACUCGGGCGGAGCCGGGCCGGGGGGUUCCGGCCGCCGCUCCCCAUGGCCGGGGCCGGAGGAUCCGCGGAGGUGGAGCCGAGCCCGUGACCCGGCCGAGCGGCCAGACCUGCCCUGUCCUGCCCACAUGGCCUCGCUCUUGCUGCGGGCCACGGGCCGGCUGUGACCUCCCUUAGGGCUGUGACCUCCCGUAGGGCUGCAAGAGGCACCGCCACCAAGCGUAGUGAGGAGCUCUCUUCACGCGUAAUUCAGUUCUCUUCUAGACGUAACCACCAGGUAGAUUAUAAACAAUGAACAGCAUUGCCAGAAGGGUUUUGCGGUCGGUGAAGCACGGCCGAGCUGCGUGGCUGAGGGCCAGCUCUGCUCGCCCUGGGAAGCAGCGUUAUCACAGGAUGGUUUUGGGAAUAGAGACGAGCUGUGACGACACCGGCGCUGCUGUGGUGGAUGAAGCUGGCUGUGUUCUGGGAGAAGCGCUGCACUGUCAGAAGGAAGUUCAUUUACAAUCAGGAGGAAUAAUUCCUGUGGUGGCACAGCAGCUUCACAGAGAAAACAUCGACCGAGUGGUUCAAGAGGCCCUUUGUGCCAGCGGCGUUUCUGUGGCUGACAUUGCGGCCGUGGCCACCACGGUGAAACCCGGGCUCGCUCUGAGCCUGGGCGUGGGGCUGCAGUACAGCCGGGGCCUGGUCAGCAGGCACCAGAAACCCUUCAUCCCCAUCCAUCACAUGGAGGCUCACGCACUCACCAUCAGGCUCACACAUCACCUGGAAUUUCCCUUCUUAGUUCUCCUCAUCUCUGGAGGCCACUGUCUCUUGGCAGUAGCACAAGGAGUUUCAGAUUUCCUCCUGCUUGGACAGUCCAUCGACAUCGCACCGGGUGACAUGCUGGAUAAGGUGGCACGAAGACUGUCUCUAAGAAAGCACCCAGAGUGCCACAGCAUGGCUGGGGGGCAGGCCAUAGAGCACUUGGCUCAGACUGGGAACCAGGAACUGCUCACCAUCCGACUGCCCAUGCAGCAGUAUCGGAACUGUGACUUCUCUUUCUCCGGACUGCAAAACGUUGUCAAUAAUGCCAUUGUACAGAAAGAAAAAGAAGAAGGUAUUCAGGAAGGUGAGAUCCUGUCCUGUGUUAAGGAUGUUGCUGCUGCUGUACAGCACGCAGUGGCUGUUCAUAUUAUCCAGAGGACAUAUAGAGCCAUGCUCUUCUGCAUCAAAAACAGCAUAUUGCCAUCAAAAAAUGCCACUUUGGUUGUAUCAGGAGGAGUUGCAAGUAAUCAGUAUAUCCGAAAAGUCCUACAGAAUCUGGCAGAUGCAAAUGAUUUUGCUUUACUGUGUCCUCCUCCAAGACUCUGCACUGAUAAUGGUGUUAUGAUUGCAUGGAAUGGCAUUGAAAGGUUACGUGCAGGGCUGGGGGUCCUUCACAGCACUGCUGGCGUCCGCUACGAGCCAAGAGCUCCCCUGGGAAUUGAUAUUUCAAAAAGAGUUGAAGAAGAUUCCAUCAAGGUGCCAAAAUUAAAAGAGAUACGAUGGUUGGCAUCUUAAAAAGUAACUUAAUAAAAUAAAUAGUUCAAUGAAAAGUGUUUCAAUGCUGUUAUGAUUAGGGACAAUACCUGGAUUACAAGUGUUGAAAUCACCUGUCAGAGAAACAAAUGCUGUGUUGCUAUCACCAAAGUGAUUCCAGUUACUAUGCCAAAUUAAGCAUUCUCAGUAUUAAAACAAAAAGACUUAAAAGUGCAGGAUGCAUUCAUAGCGAGUUCUUUGUACAUGUACAACUCUGAUUAUUAAUAAGUACACCCAAGUGUGUAAAAAAACCCAGACCAAACAUUGUAAGAAAACUUGAUUUACUGACUUUGUGUAUAGAAUAAAUGCAACAUCUCCAGAUACAGCUCUAUAAUUCAUCUACUGAAAGUAACUUCAGCCUGCUGCAUGUGUCAGAUGCUUUUUCACUGUUGCUCUCUAGUUUUGCAAUCCGAGAUCCAAACUGCACUGCCCUUUUUGGCAAAACAGUUGAGGCUGUCAGGCCCAGCUCCUUGGCUGCAAGGCGCAGAAUCAGUUUCUCACCAAUUCCUCGAGGUAAAGUCAAAUCAGCUUUUUCUGAGACGGGCAGGGAAUUGAGGAAUGAGACAACAUCUUCAUCGAGAAAAGGAAACCUGAAAGAGAGACUUACAUGAGGAAAGACCCUUUAAAAAUUCCACAGGAAUAAUCUUGGUUUUCCCCUUUACCACAUGCAAAGACCUUGUGAAACUACACUGUAACUUUGAAACAAAAAGAUUUACACAACAAAUGCUGGUAUAAUUGUGACUUUCAUGCAUUUAUACCUAAUCAUGUGCAUGGUUAAGAGCACUGCACAUCCACCACUGCAACUGUUCUCGUGCUGAACUGAAAAUGUGCAACUAAGAUUUGGAAAAAUACUGGCACAAAGAUCACAUGAGAAAAUCCUUCAUGCACCUGAGUGGCCUCUGCUCCUGGACAACACCUAAGGAAUGGUAGCAUGGAGGAAGUAGGCACAAAUAAAAUGAUUCUUCAACUCUUCAGACUUAACAGCCAAGAAAUGUGGUGGAUAUUGACUAUGCUUUACUGCAGGGAUAGGAAUACACAGCUCCUGUUAACACUGUCUUUCUCCAGAGACACUCCCCAAAGGUCUACACCAGAACACUUCAAAGCUGUGCAAAAGACUGUUUAGCUUAGAAUUAUAAAACCAGCUAGAAUUUCCCUAUUUCAACAUCUGUUGCUUC